AGGAGGGAGAAGGACACAGGGAGAGCGAAAAGAGAGGCAAAAGGGUGGCGGGCCAAAAAGCCUGGAGGACGAAACCGCCUGACACGGCCAGCGUUGGUCUCUCCGCUUUCGCUUUUCCAGUCCGACCUUCUCUCCUCCUCCUCUCCUCCUUUCGAUCUCAACUUCCCCCUCGGUCGCCAUUUUCAUUCACCCUUCGCCUUAACCCCAAGUGCCUUUUCGCGGCAUCAUCCAAUUUAACUUGGCCUAUUUCCGCAGUCUUUCCCUAGCCUAAUCUCAGUCCCUGCGUCUCGCUUCCCCCCGUCUUCGUCGACGCCUACUCUCCUUCCGUGAUUCAUCGUGGCCGCCAGGCUCUGACGGACCGGGUCUUGGCCUGAACAAUCCUCUCUCCCCUUUCACGCCGCUCGUCUAUCGUUCUACGAUCUCCUGUCCCAUCCUCCCGUCCAUAAGCCUGCUCAACAGCACCCUCUCAUUGUUCACUAUUGUACAUCUGACUCAGACUUGAUGACGGGAAUAUAAUCGAUACGGAUUUCGCCUCAGACUCAAUUCUCCUUUCCUCGUUUCUUCGCCCGGUCACGUUCCUACCGUCGAUCUUCCCAUCUCACCAUAGGGGCUGGAGUACAUCACCCUUGAUCGAGACAUCACUUCCUCCUCUUCAACCGACCGGUCUUCAUCCCGUGUCAGAUAUCCAUCCUCUCGCCCACCAUGCGGGAGGUCAACUUCAGCAUCCCAAAUGUCAACAAGGCCUCUGUAAAUAUCACAACCACCCUCUACGACCGGCGUGCCUUGGAUUGUACAUCAACGCUACCACUCAUUAACUCACUCAAUCAUUUGGCCUACCUCACCACAUCAUCAGCCCGAAUCCGCGAUAUUCUGACCGUCGAUGGCGGCAUUGAACGGCUGGUAUGUAUCCUUAAGGAGGGCCGGAGUCGGGAUUUGAUGGAGAUGUGGAAGUGGAGCCUCGCCUUCCAAUGUGUUGUCAAUAUUGGUGUGCGGGGCUCGGAGAGUGUGAGGACUCGAGUAGUCGAAGCCGAUAUGGUGCCAGUGAUUGCCACCAUACUUGAUAACUAUAUCAAAGUGGUCGAGAAAGCCCGCGCACGGGCGGAUUCAGAAAGUCAGAGACAUUCGUCACGACACCACUCCAAGGCUGCACCCAUCAGCAGCGACGCCCCUUCCCGUCCAGUGUACGUGGACCAAUCGACAAACACCGAGCAACGUCCUUCUCGCCGCCAGGCGCCACCGCCUCACAUUGAAAUUCCCCCUUUCUACCAAGACAGCCAUGCCUCGGACUCGAACGCCAUGGACAUCACCUCGUCCCCCCGGGUGUCUGUGACCUCCCCCCCGGAACGGAGCACCUUUGGACAGGAUGCCCAUAACCUUAGAUCCAAUGAUACCCGCUAUGCCCAUGCUGCUCACCGCUACCGGGUGAUGCAGCCCCUUGCCACUGCCCUUCCUCCCAUGGAUGCAGCCGAUGGCUUUGGCUUGCGCCCCGUGCGCGACACAGAGAGGCUGCCCAGCAUGCUUCCUGGCUUCCAGAACGGCCUUGCGUCUCAGCCCGACUCCCCAACCACUCCCAGCGGUCCUGCGCAGCUGCGCAGCAACACACAAGUCCCUCCCGCCCGACCACGGCCUACCCUGAGGCAACAGCAAUCAGCCUCUGGUGAGUCGGAUGAUGGAAAUGGCGAGGGCUCGACUCUGGGUGACGACCCGGGUUCUGGAGAGACAGCUGAGCCAAUCGUUGGCAUCCAAAAUCGUAUGGAGAUCGACGAUGACGGCGACAGGCAAACUGUGCUGGAAGGUGUUUCCAACACGCACGACUUGACUGUUAAUGAUACUUCCGAAAGCCAGGAAGCCGAGACAUUCAACAUCACCCACCGUUCUACUGUGGAUGGCAGCAUGAUUAACAACGACGCAACGCGCACGAAUGGGGCUUUGGGCCUUUCACCCACGCAAGCCCCUAAUACUGCCAACUCGCCUGCUGUUGUUCCCAGCCCAUACUCACUGUAUGUCCGUGACCGAUCAACCACAGCCGUCCAAGGCGUCUUGACGACGAUGCCUAAGGAUGAAGAUGUCCUCAUGUCGCUUCAGCUCCUUGCCUAUGUGUCCAAGUACUGCAACCUGCGGUCUUACUUCCAGCACUCCCACCUCGUCCCUAAGCUCAAGGUUGACCGUGAGCUCCAAAUGUUGGAGGAUGGCGUAUCACCCAUCGAACCUGCAGAGGAGGAAGAUGAAUACCUGCUUCCGGACGAUGUCAACAUCUUCCCCUUGGUGGAGAAAUUCACGGUUCGCCACCACUCCAAGGACAUGCAAUACUGGGCAUGUGUGGUGAUGCGGAAUCUCUGCCGCAAGGACGAGUCGAGAGGCGGCAUCCGGCAGUGUGCAUACUAUAAGUGUGGAAAGUGGGAGGAAUUCCAGCGACAAUUUGCAAAGUGCCGGCGCUGCCGCCGCACCAAGUACUGCAGCAAAGACUGCCAGAAGGCAGCGUGGGUGUACCACCGUCACUGGUGCCACACCACGCCAUGAUAUGAACGCAUGAAACUGUUUAAUACCUCUAAUGCAUACCGGCUUGCAUAGCGUCGUAUCUGUCAUCUGUUACCAUUUCGUCAUUCCGUUUCGUUUCCGAGGGUUUCACGUCUACCCGUGCAUGGCAUUUCAAAACCUGGCGGCGUUGCUCUUCAUCCCAAAGAUACCUCUUGUAUGUCGUCGAAUUUUAUUCAUCACAUUUCGAUUUUUUUUCACCUGUUUGAUUAACGCGGGGCAUAAAGCCUGAUUCCCGGUCAUAUGGAUUGAUACUAGCGGUCAUGAAUGCGUGCACCUUUUUACUUAUCUUGCUUGGAUUGUUGUUCUGUCUCCUAUUUCAUCUUCCUCUCCGUCAUUGUUCGAGCCCCUAGUUCCUCUCCGUCCUGACGCCCAACGAUUUUCUUUUGUGAGUAGCCCGAUCUAUCUAGCAUUGUGAACCAGCUCUCCCCCACAAUCUUUCUGGAGCGAUUUCUUUGGGCAUUGUGAUUACCUCUUUUGCUUGUUGUUGCGAAGAUGAGGCUGGGCCGGAGCAGGGGCUAUGAGCCCGGGUCCGACUUAGCCAGUUGGGUUGUGCAUCAUUGGAACCUGUGCAUACACGAGCGGCCUCGUAUGAAUUGGACGGUGGCUAUUGAAUAUCUAGUACUUAUUCACUUGACACUUUCUCUCCCACCAGCCACCUUAACCUAAGUAAAUUCAAGCUUCCCCUUCUUUCUCCCUCCGAA
This is a messenger RNA of Aspergillus welwitschiae, 3239 nucleotides long. It is a transcript of the gene samB, whose product is annotated as MYND-type zinc finger protein MUB1. The coding region runs from base 703 to 2520 and encodes 605 amino acids. The record is from RefSeq and is a predicted model, not a curated record. Gene Ontology annotation, biological process: establishment or maintenance of cell polarity; ubiquitin-dependent protein catabolic process. Gene Ontology annotation, cellular component: MUB1-RAD6-UBR2 ubiquitin ligase complex. The transcript has a single exon. Lineage: Eukaryota; Fungi; Ascomycota; Eurotiomycetes; Eurotiales; Aspergillaceae.